Peronospora matthiolae is the source of this 2478-nucleotide messenger RNA. The record is from the annotation of a GenBank genome assembly. Lineage: Eukaryota; Oomycota; Peronosporomycetes; Peronosporales; Peronosporaceae.
AUGCAUUCUCCACUGUCCAUCUCGCAGAUCUCGCUGUCUCAGUCGUAUGGAUCCGAGUACACGAGUCACGGUCACGGGGGCCGCAACAAUGGCAGCUUGAUGUUUGACGUCGAAACGCCGUCGGCUUCUUCCGCGACCAAAGACUUUUUGUACCAACGACAAGUUGCACCGAAUGCUGUGCCCGUUCUAGUGAGACUGCAGCGGAACCGGAUCCUCUGGACGGCACUUCUAGGCGUCGCGUUGAUUGUAGUCGUGAUGGUGUUUCUCCAACAAGGCAUUGUGCUCAAGUCGUACGCCGUUUCAACCGAAGCUUCAACCAGUGGAAGCUCCAGUAAUAUUGACACCUUCAACUUCAUCGCGGGUCUUUUCACAGCAGCACUGGUAAAACCACUGCUCGCAUUGGUAUCUGCAGUCGUGCCAGCCGUGCUCUUGUGCUUCUUCACACGGUUGACGAUGCAGGAGAAAAAGUCGCGAUGGACGCAGAUUUCGCUCACCUUGGUGGGGACUGUCGUGCUUUGGUUCCUCCUGAAUGGGUUCAUGGCAGUACAUGUCAGUGAGGAGCUUGUCCGUGAAGACGUAGUCAUUGGCGACGAUGACCUCUACGAGAACAACUCCGUCUCGGUCUUAACGACUGGAAAUACGUCGUCGAGUGCUGACACGUUCCUGCGGAGUGCGAUAAAGCUACCGGAUGCAACCGCAGAACAUGCUGCUGGACAGUGUCGUCGAAGUUCCCCUCGACGACUGCCAGCGCAACUCGAUUACGGGUUUCAAUCUCGUCUGUGGUUUGGCACAUUGCUGCCAUAUGCACCGGAGACGACAAGCACGAAUACGAUUUCAGUGUCAAUGAUGGCCGAUGAUAACCUUGAGUCGAAAGAUGAGGUGAAGGUUCCGAUGAAACUAUCUACUGCUCGUGACCUGGUGAGCUACGCAAUGCGUGCUACGGACGACUUUCUUCGGGAACAGGACGUUGAAGCAGAUGCCAGUGUGUUUAAUUUUUUCGGCUUACCCGAUACGUUUGAUGUAGCAUCAUCAGAAGACGUGGGCAUGACUCAACUGCUGAUCGAAUCCUUCAACAACACAAUGAAUCGAGCCGUCAAUACGCGAGAGCAUUUGAGGAAUCUCAGUAUUGCUGAGAGCAGCGUGGAAUUCGUGCAGUUUCCCUGGUCAACAGACAGUGGCAACUUGGUGUUUGAAGGGGUGACGCUGGACAUCCCCAUGACCAAGAAUUUCUUACGCCGGGACGUGAAUUUCCGUAACGACACGACGCACUCGGUAGAGUAUGGAUCACGGGUACCGAGUGGGUUAUUCGAGAUCAACGCCAAGGAGGAGUGUGGUCGUUUUGGUUGUAUCGUGAGUCCCGUGGGAGCUGCAUUGACCACUGCUCCAGCUGAUGAAGGAAGUCAAGUGCGGGCGUUGCCAAUUUGUCUCGAUGAACAUGGUAAUGAAGACUACAAAGCUACGAUGGAUGUCAACAGUAAGGAGUGCGAGCAUCGCUCGACUACUUCGAUGCUUGUGCUUAGUUUCGCCAAGCGAAUUGUUGGCGACUCCAUUCGUUCAUCGCUUGUAGGCGAUUCAAAAGACGAAGCACUUGUCGUGACGCUAAGGAACGCACGGAAAAUCUACCAGGUAACUGCAGGUCGGUUAUCUUGGAAAACCAUGGAUCUCGCUUCCAAGUACGGUGCUUCUUGCGAGGCCAGCGAUUGCAGCGGCCUUGUGUUUCCGCUUUCAGGUAGCAAUCAACAGGUUGUUGUCGGCAAAAACUACAUCCCGGUGAACAACUUGACAUCUUAUACGCCUUCAUUGCUGUCAUGGACCCCGCUCGUGUCUGCUAAUGCACAAGAGGUGGACAUGAGUGACAUCCUCAAGAGUGAUUUCGUGUUCCCUGAAAAUUUCCAGGAUACCAGUGGCUGGACCCCAGUCGACGGGUUUCGUUGUGAACGCGAACGUGGCGUUUUUCUAGAUCGUGUGCAGAAUUUGCACCUGUACUCGGAACAAUCUCUGCAACCAGCAUACACGUCAGCGCUCUUUUGGUUAUUCCAGUAUGGUGCCGUGAAGCAACAGCUCAGUCCGUCGGAGCUUUCGUUCAGCGAGAGUGUCAAAUACGUGGAUGUGACGUUAUCUGUACCGCCGCUCUCCGCCACAUUCACCUUUGUUGGCUGUGUCAUGCUGGUACUCAUGGCAGCACUGGUAUUUCUCGGAGGCAAGAGUCGCGAAGCUGAAAUCGAGCGGUAUUUCAAACCGCAUAAUCUGGCUCGGAUACUUCUUGACGACGAAGCAUUUUCGCACAAACUACUCAAGUGUGACUUGCUGAACGUCGGGGAUAAGUAUCUGAACAGCUCCGAACUUCUUGAUCAGUUUGAAAUCAGCGGACUGGCACUUCGCCAUUGCAAGCGCCCGAAUGACGUAUUAAUCGUGCCAAAGGUCCGACAAUCUCCCACGACUUCCGCUGCAUUAGUUCAGGCAGCACAUGUCGUGUAA